GUCCGCCGAAGCCGGCGACGAGGCCAAGUUUUACAUCCCGCUGGUACAUUCUUGAGCACGUGGUGGACGGAGUCGCGUUCCUUCUCCGGCAUCUGGCCAUCGCCCACACAGCCUCAUGCCCACGUAUACCAUCGGCUUACGGAGACAAAGCUUGACCCGCUAUCUACCUGCCUACCUAGGCAGGUAAGGUAGUUGUGCCAGCCGGGGACUGCUGGAAAUGGGCAUUCGCCUGGACUCUCAAUCAUCAGCUUGGCCUGUGGUUGGGCAGGCCGCAGUGGAGGUUGAAGUCCCGUGGCCGCUGCGGUGCGGGGCUUCAGCUGUGAGCAUGACUGAUGAAAGGUACAUCUAUGUAAGUGGUGAUGUUACUAUAUGGAUCCAGAUAUCAAGGCACGCAGCCUGCUGUUUUCUCCUUUUUUUUGGUGUUCAUUUUCCACCCUUUCCCACAUCGCCUGCCAUUUGGGUGUAGGCUGCGACUGCAAUGGCCCUGCCCGUAGGCGUCAAGGUCCACGAAGAAUGGGACGAGGCGCAAUCAGAACGAAGGAAAGAGUGGCGCCGGCAGUUCUACGAGCAUUUCAAGACUCUCUCAGUCGAUAAACAGGUGCACGGCUGGGACCACUUCUGGCGCCUCAAAAUCACCCCCUGGGACCGCCAUCAACCCCAUCCAGCCCUGGUGCUCGCCCUGCGCGACCGCCACGACAUCUUCGCCGACGUCUUCAAACGCGUGCCCGGCAAGCGUCACCCGCGGCGCAAAACAGCGCUCAUCCCAGGCUGCGGCCGCGGCUACGACGUCCUCCUCUUCGCCUCCUAUGGCCUCAACGCCGUAGGCCUCGGCGCCGCGCCCGCCGCGCGCGAAGCAGCGCUCAGACUGCUCGCGGACCCCAUCAACACCCACCACUACCCGCUAAUGAACACGCACGCCGGCCAGGGCGAGGCGCGCAUCAUCACGGGCGACUUCUUCUCCACCAACUUCCUGUCGGAAACGCACGGCGCCACGGUGCCGGACGGCGAGCGCACCUUCGACUUCAUCUACGACUACAACUUCCUCAGCAUCAUCCCGCCCGUCUUCCGCUCGAAAUGGGCCGCUCGCAUGAGCCAGCUGUUGGCUCCCUCUGGCUACCUGAUUUGCAUCGAGUUCCCGCUCGGCAAGGACCCGGCGGCCGACAGUCCGCCGCACAGCCUUUCGAGCGCCUUGUAUGAGCAGCUGCUUGCUCGGCCCGGGGAGGAGGUGACGUACGAUGACACCGGGCGUGUGUAUACGGAUGCCUCGCUGGAGUCGGCGGAGAAUGCGCUGGUGAAGGUGGAGACGUGGGUGCCGGCGUCGACCUUUGAUGAUCAGCUCCAAGUCGGCCAGAUCAAGGUGUCCUUGUGGAAGCAUUUGAAGGCGGUCUACCCUUGAGCCCGAGGGAUCUCGUGACUAUUCCACUCCGUCUCGAGUUCUGGGUCCACCAUACUCCCUCUCGUGUGCAUUCUAUCCAAUCUCGAGCCUACUACUGGCAGAUGCAGCCCUUCGAGAUAAUCGUGAUCUCGACCGGCCUUCAUGACAGCAGGCCCGCGACCGCAGACCACCAGGCAAGAAAUGGCCUUGAGACAAAUUUGCCAUGACUUCUGUCGCCGCAGCAGCACACAAGGGAGAAGAAGCUCGAAUGCAUCCUCAGCCGGAAGUCAGUCGGGCACACAGCCCUGCAAUCCCAUCUCGAGACACCUGCAGCAAUGGAAAUGUAUAUCGUGUCAUAGAGUAGAGCAGACCAUCGAAAUACCACAAA
This is a messenger RNA of Neohortaea acidophila, 1763 nucleotides long. RefSeq names its product S-adenosyl-L-methionine-dependent methyltransferase. Bases 479 to 1396 code for a protein of 305 amino acids. The record is from RefSeq and is a predicted model, not a curated record. NCBI's taxonomy places the organism in Eukaryota, Fungi, Ascomycota, Dothideomycetes, Mycosphaerellales, Teratosphaeriaceae. The transcript has 2 exons. Gene Ontology annotation, molecular function: S-adenosylmethionine-dependent methyltransferase activity.